Folsomia candida is the source of this 2265-nucleotide messenger RNA. Its product is annotated as CD9 antigen. The transcript is spliced from 7 exons. The record is from RefSeq and is a predicted model, not a curated record. Gene Ontology annotation, cellular component: membrane. Bases 184 to 1026 code for a protein of 280 amino acids. Lineage: Eukaryota; Metazoa; Arthropoda; Collembola; Entomobryomorpha; Isotomidae.
AUUAGGGCAAAAAACGGGUAAUCCAUUGGUUGUUUCUCACUGCUCAGAGAAUCUGUUAAGGUUUUAGCGUUAUAUUUAAUCCUUAUCUGGGAGGAGAGGAAGUACAGUGUUAUUUAUUGGAGGAGGUUAACUAACUACUGAUAAGAUCUUCGUGUGUACCGGUAAAACAAAAAAGUUGUCAUCAUGGGAUGUUACGGAUGCAUGAAGUAUGGCGUUAUCUACGUUGCGCUCUUGUUUUUGAUCACUGGAGCAGCUAUUGUGGGCUUGUCAGCUUAUCUUUUAGCUGAACAGGAGCCCUACAUGGACCUUGCUCGUCCAACGGAUCAGGAUGCUUACUACUUGGUGUAUGGAAAAUGGUUUCUGGUCGUGGCUGGGUCGGUCAUGCUCCUCGGAGGCUUGCUCGGAUGUUGUGGGGGCUUCAAACAGUCUUCCACCCUCCUCACUUUGUUUUUCGCCAUUGUCUUGCUUAUUUCGUUUGCGGAAUUGGCUGGUGGAGUGUAUUGCUACCUACAUCAGGACGACUUUGUAAACCAUUUCCGAAACUUGAUGAAAAACUCGGUUCAAAAUUACUAUGGCGUUGAGGAAUAUCGCACAAAGGCUUGGGACAUGAUUCAAAUCGAGAUGAAAUGCUGCGGAGCCACCGGAUACAAGGAUUACAGUUCUAACAUUUUGCUUCGGGGCAACAAACCACAGGAGGCUCAAGGUGCGAUCGACAUGACUUUGAGUGCUAUCGCACCUACUUCUUAUGAGGUCCCAAGAAGUUGCUGCAUGGAUGUUGCGGAUUCUCAGUGUGACAAGGCUCGGACCAUCCCAUUUACGGCAUCACUUCCAGUCGUUGGCGACGUAUUUACCAGUUCAUUGAUUUACAGAGAGGGCUGUGCUGAAAAAUUUAUUGACUGGAUGAAAAGCAAGAGUCCUUACUUUAUUGGAACACUCAUUGGAAUUGGAUCUGUUCAACUCAUCUGUCUUUUGUUCACGUGCAUACUAAUUUUUGCAUACCGUGGUCGCAGAUCAUACAAAAACUGAAUUAUUUCUGAGACUGAAUUAGUCAUUCGAACGAAACCAAGCAUAAUAUUAAUGUACUCAACUCAACUAUAAUGAUCUGACAAUUCAACAAACCAACAAACAAACCAGCCAUCAUUCACUUUCAUUUUUGAAACAAAAAGUCUGUAAGUUUUUCUACAAUGUUGUUAUUAUAAAUAUUAGUUUUACUACAAAUUUGUCAAUUACGGUAGGAAAUCAAUUUGUUAAACGCUUCACCACUCAAUUCAUAAUGUACUGAACAAGUAGGAAAACAUUAACUCAUGAAUGUUCCCUGCUACAAUGGUUACAAACCCACCUCAUCUCAAUUAUACAUCACUCCAAAGCAUCAUAAAUCAUCAAAUAGUCUGCAUAACCCUACUACACUUUUCGUUUGAGCUUUUAUAUUUCGUUUUUUUAUAUAUAUAGAAAGCGAUAAUGCAAUGAUACAAUACUACAUACUAUGAGUUUUAAAUCCCUAAUCUAUAAAUCUACCACUUGAAAUUCAAGUCUUGAAUUUUGUACUGCUGUACGUAUUCCUUAUGCAAUUAUGAAUUAAAUAUAAUAGAUUAUUAAGUACUAGAAAAAGUCCAACUUACAAUAUACCCUGAUAAUAAGAAUAAUUAGAAAUAAUGGAGCGAGCUGUAUGUGGUUGAAUUACAACGCGCACAAAAAUCGCUGCAUAAUAAUUAAUUCAAUCUCAAUCCAUAAUAAUAAAUUAUUAUUGUUAAUAAUAUAAUAUGUAGUAAUAUGAAAGUCGGGUGUUUACUUAACUGAGAUUUAAAGGUCUGGAUAAAAACCGUGAUGAUGAUGAAAUGUAAUGUACUUUGGUAGUCAAACCUGGGUAGAAAUUUUAAAAUAUUAAAAAUUCAUCUAUUAUCUAUUACAUAAAUCUAUAAAUAUAAGAAAACAAAUCAGCUUUUCCUCAAUCGAGAGUUAAAUGUGUCAAUUUGCCAAUCCUUGUUCAAUGAGUAUAAUUGUUUUUCUUUUCUAUAAAAAAAAACGUAAAACUUUGUUGGCAUAAAAAUCGCCAGCAAUUUUCUUGAAAUUCAAUUUAUCUAUUAUUAAGUACACGUUUCCUUGUUUCAUGUUUUAAUUAUUUUGUACGGCGGAUUUUAUCAAUGUUUAAAUUAAUAAUUAUUAUGAUAUGGACAAUUUAAUAUACAAUAUUUGUACUUUUUUCAUGCUGUCAAUUAUGUUGAUUUUUUGCAAGAAUUGAGUAAUAAACAGGAAAGUUUUCUUAAA